This is a messenger RNA of Diceros bicornis minor, 3896 nucleotides long. It is a transcript of the gene PCDHB2, whose product is annotated as protocadherin beta 2. The record is from RefSeq and is a predicted model, not a curated record. Gene Ontology annotation, molecular function: calcium ion binding. Gene Ontology annotation, cellular component: plasma membrane. The coding region runs from base 287 to 2683 and encodes 798 amino acids. NCBI's taxonomy places the organism in Eukaryota, Metazoa, Chordata, Mammalia, Perissodactyla, Rhinocerotidae. The transcript has a single exon. Gene Ontology annotation, biological process: homophilic cell-cell adhesion.
AGGAUGGAGAUUUUCUUAAUGUUUUGGGUAAAAUAAACACUGGGAAAGGACGCGGGGUGGCGCUGCAGCAUUAGAAGUAGAAGGCGGAAAGCUACCAGGCGGCGCUCCUUUAGCCAGACGCUCUGCUAAAGAAGCAAGCGGGAAGGGGAGGCUUUCUAAGGCGGUCGCUCCGGGAAAUCAGGGCCCUAGGCAUCUCCACUUAUCCCAGUAUUUGCGAGAUACUGGGAGAUAGAGUCAGCGACAACGCGAGCCCGGGCUGGGCCAGGUUUACUGAGACCAGAAGGCGAUGGAGCCUGGAGAGGGAAAGGAACGCUGUCUCAAACAAAGGCAAGUCUUGAUAUUCUUUGUUUUGCUGGGCAUAGCUCAGGCUGGUGCCGAGCCUAGGCACUAUUCAGUGGCCGAGGAAACAGAGAGUGGCUCUUUUGUGGCCAAUUUGUUAAAAGACCUGGGGCUGGAGGUAGAUGAGCUAGCUGCGCGGGGGCCUCGGGUCAUUUCCAAAGGGAAAAAAUUGCGUUUGCAGUUGGAUAGGCAGACCGGGGAUUUGCUGUUAAAUGAGAAACUGGACCGGGAGGAGCUGUGCGGGCCUACAGAGCCCUGUGUACUACCUUUCCAGGUGUUACUGGAAAAUCCCUUGCAGUUUUUUCAGGCCGACCUACGGAUUAGGGACAUAAAUGAUCACUCCCCGGUUUUCCUAGACAAAGAAAUAAUUUUGAAAAUUUCAGAAAGUAUCCCUCUCGGAACUACUUUCCUCAUAGAGCGUGCACAGGACUUAGAUGUAGGAAGCAACAGUCUCCAAAGUUACACAGUCAGCCCCAAUUCGCACUUCCAUCUUAAAUUACAAAACAGUUCCGACGGCAUAAUCUUACCACAGCUGGUGCUGGACAAAGCGUUGGAUCGAGAGGAACAGCCUGAGAUCAGAUUAACCCUCAUGGCACUAGAUGGCGGGACUCCACCCAGGUCCGGCACGGCCCUGGUCCGCAUUGAAGUCUUGGACAUCAAUGAUAACGCCCCCGAGUUUGCAAAGCUGCUCUAUGAGGUGCAGGUCCUGGAAAACAGCCCCAUUGGAUCCCAGGUUGCCAUCGUCUCUGCUAGAGAUUUAGACAUCGGAGCCUAUGGAGAAAUAUCUUAUGUAUUUUCCCAAGCCUCUGAAGAUAUUCGCAAAACUUUUCGCAUAAAUCCAAAAUCGGGAGAACUCCUUUUAACACAGAAAUUGGAUUUCGAAUCCAUUCAGACUUACACAUUAAAUAUUCAGGCGACAGAUGGUGGAGGCCUUUCUGGAAGUUGUGUGGUGUUCGUCCAAGUGAUGGAUUUGAAUGACAACCCUCCGGAACUGACCAUGUCAACACUUAUCAGUGAGAUCGCAGAAAACUUGCAGGAGACCAUAAUUGCUGUCUUCAGUGUUUCAGAUCCUGACUCGGGAGACAAUGGAAGGAUGGUUUGCUCCAUCCAAGAUGACCUUCCUUUCUUCCUUAAACCUUCUGUUGAGAAUUUUUACACGCUAGUGACAUACACAGCCCUAGACCGAGAGACAAGAUCAGAAUAUAACAUUACCAUCACGGUCACCGACAUGGGAUCCCCCAGGCUGAAAACCCAGCACAACAUAACCGUGCUGGUCUCCGACGUCAAUGACAACGCCCCCGCCUUCACUCAAACCUCCUACACCCUGCGGGUCCGCGAGAACAACAGCCCCGCCCUGCACAUCGGCAGCGUCAGCGCCACAGACGCAGACGCAGGCGCCAACGCUCAGGUCACCUACUCGCUGCUGCCGCCCCACGACCCGCACCUGCCCCUCGCCUCCCUCGUGUCCAUCAACGCGGACAACGGGCACCUGUUCGCCCUGCGGUCCCUGGACUACGAGGCCCUGCAGGCCUUCGAGUUCGGCGUGGGCGCCACAGACCGAGGCUCGCCGGCGCGGAGCAGCCAGGCGCUGGUGCGCGUGCUGGUGCUGGACGACAACGACAACUCGCCCUUCGUGCUCUACCCGCUGCAGAACGGCUCGGCGCCCUGCACCGAGCUGGUGCCCAGGGCGGCCGAGGCGGGCUACCUGGUGAGCAAGGUGGUGGCGGUGGACGGCGACUCGGGCCAGAACGCCUGGCUGUCGUACCAGCUGCUCAAGGCCACGGAGCCCGGGCUGUUCGGCGUGUGGGCGCACAACGGCGAGGUGCGCACGGCCAGGCCGCCGAGCGAGCGCGACGCGCCCAAGCACAGGCUGCUGGUGCUGGUCAAGGACAACGGCGAGCCGCCGCGCUCGGCCAGCGUCACGCUGCACGUGCUGCUGGUGGACGGCUUCUCGCAGCCCUACCUGCCGCUGCCGGAGGCGGCGGCCGAGCAGGCGCAGGCCGACCCGCUCACCAUCUACUUGGUCAUCGCCCUGGCCGCGGUGUCGUCGCUCUUCCUCUUCUCGGUGCUCGCGUUCAUCGCGGUGCGGCUGUGCGGGAGGAGCAGGGACGCCUCGCUGGGUCGCUGCUCGGUGGCUGAGGGCCACUUUCCGGGCCACCUGGUGGACGUCAGCGGCACCGGGACCCUGUCCCAGAGCUACCAGUAUGAGGUGUGUCUGAGGGGAGGCUCUGGGACCAGCGAGUUCCAGUUCCUCAAGCCGAUUCUCCCCAACUUCCUUGCUCAGGGUGAGGAGAGGGUUAGUGAGGCAAACCCCAGUUUUAGGGAUAGCUUUGAAUUCAGCUAAGUAUUAAUUAAUAAGGAUCUACUGAGCCUAGUCACAGUUAAUUUGUGGAAAGUCCUUUUUUACUGCCUUGCACAUUGGGGCUGUUUCUUUUCAUUUAAAUGUAACUGUCAUAUUCCAAUUCAGUGCAUGUUACUUGUGUUUAUAAAUGUGUUGCUUUGUGGUAAAAUGAAUGCAAAUUUUCUUUAUAUUCUAUUAUUGAUAAGGCUCAUUGUGACAAUUCGAUUUAAAGCAUGAAAGUAAAUUUUGUAUUUCUGAAGUCUUUCAUUUUUAGGUUAGAGCACCUUUUUCCAAACUCACCUCCCACAGUUCCUAGGUAAUUUUGCAGUCCUACAUUUUUAAACAUUUGCUGUCGCUACAUGGGGUUAUUCUUUUUCUGACCCAGAAUUUUUUGUCUGUAUAUUCUCUUAGGCUAGUGUAACUUUUAUCCUGUGAACUCACUUUGGCUAAAACCAUUAGCCGAGGUAUAGUCAUGAAUAACAGAGCACUCUCUCACAUUUUUCUAAAUAUAUACUUCCUUAAAGUGUCUAUACAUGAAAAUUAUGAUUCUUUAGAGAUCGUGAGAACCUUGACUGUUGGAUUCCACAACCAUUCACAUUAAAAGUGCUCGAUAAAUCAACCACUAAUAUUCUAAAAUGUAGUUAAAUAAAUAGCAUAGGGCAAGUCAUUUUCAAAGACAUGCUAAUUCUUUGUGCUUUCUGUUUCCAAAAAAUUUGUUUAACCUCUACUUAUUUCAAUCUCCCCUUUAAAAAAAAACCUCAGUUUUAAUUAUUAAAAACUAUCUAUUAACGUUGAGCACUUCAUUAAAAUCCAAAAGAUUUGAGGGAAUAUAUGUCUUUGUCCUUGACCAAAUUUUAGAAACUUCAAAUGUAGUGUGGCAUUGCAUUUUUCAAAAGUUUCUGGAGAAUUUAUGAUUCCAUUGGAAAUAAGCCUGUGGGAAAAAUAUUUAUCUUGGUCUGCCCAUUCUACUCUUUUUUUUUUUUUUGCACUGACUACUUCUAUUUUUCCCCUUUCAGUUUCCUAGACUUUUCAAUGCUUUUCUUUUUAGGUGCUUGAGUUAUGUUUCUCAAUAGCUCCCCAUUUAUUGCAUGAUUAGCACAAUGACUGAAAGAUUGUAGGUUCUUAGUAAAAUUUUUGAAUGACUGAAAGAAGAGUCUUUACUUCUCCUGUGAUAGAUUAAUAUUUAAAUAUACUAAAAUACUCAUAGGACAAAAUU